UGGAGCUCCGUGAUCCUUGAGGUCCCUCCCAACCCGGGCCAUUCUGUGAUUCUGUGUGAUUCUGUGCCCAUACUCCUCAAGUACUGAAAGCCUGGAGAUAAGAAACUGGGGGAAGUUUAGCAUUGCUGCGUGUUCUAUCAGUAGAAGUCAGCUUGCUUUUUCCUUUCUGCCAUAAUCCAGUGCUGGUGAAUGAGGUGUUACCCACCCAUCGUCUCCAGCUCGGCUCUGCGAGAGCCAUCCGACUUACAGGAGCAGACAGCACUGCUCUCUUUGGGCUUCUCUCUUUUCUCCUGAAAUGGCCGUGAGAGUGAUAUCUGGGUCAGCUGCCUCCAGCGUGUCACUUUCUUUUGACACUCAUGGCUGUGAGCGUGCCGGAGGAGCGCGGUGGGAAGCGCCGCAGUGGGAUCAGGAGUCGUUAAAGGGGUGCUGUGCUGAUCUGCAUCACUUCGGGGGGAAUCUCCCUGAUGGCUGCUCAGACGUGCUUUCCUUCUGAUCUCAGCACUGUGUCCCGGCUCUCGGCGUGGGAGCCCCCAUCCGUCCUCAGGGCUGCUUUCAGGUAUGGGGACGUCAGUGGGACACCGUGCUGCGAUGCGCGUCCUGAGCGUGCCUACUGGGCUGCCAUCCAGCACGGGGUGGAAGGGGCACCGUGCUGCUCUCCUGUAUAUUUCCAGACCCUGUAACACAUCCCCCCAUCGUUGUGUUCAUUCUUACAGGAAAAGUAGUUUUGCUGCUUGAGUCCCAGCCUCCUCUGUGUGGCACCCAGCGAUGGGUUGGCACCCAGCGGGCACUGAAACACAGCAGUCCUGCUUGAAGGUGUUGGAACAGGUUGUCUAGAGAGCUUGUGGAUUCUUGGAGGAAAUCCAACUGGGCAGAGUCCUGCCGAGCUGCACUGGUUGGUAGCAGUGGGCUGGAUCUGCCUGCCUGGCCCCUGCCAGACCUGUGGGUUUGGUGGCUGCACUUGGUGGCUCCUCUCUGUCCCAAAAAUGGAGCAGUGGGGUAUGUCUGUGUUUGUAGCCAGAGCUUGGGAGCCUGCCCUGGAACUCUGUCAGAGUUGUGGUAUGAAAUCAGGAGGUUGAAUUUGUAGUGUCAACUGCCUGAUGGCAAAAUAUUGUACAUUUUGGGGGUAACGUGCAUUGGUACAAGAAAAACUGGGGGCUGAGCAUCUUUGUAAGUAAAUUAGUUGAAUGGGUGAUUCUGUGUUGGUGUCUGCUCGAUGCUGGGCUUGUGGGCACGCUCAUCUCAGGACCUUUGUGUCCUGUGUUGCUCCCUCACGAGGUGUCCAGGUGGGAGCAGCUGCUGGAGAGCACUCCUGGGUAUUUGGAAGAGCAGAGCUGAGUGUUUCUGGUCACAGAAUCAUUAAGGUUGGACAGGACCUCUAGGAUCAUCCUGUCCAACUGUAAUCAUCUUGCAGAAACCCAAUGGAAUCCAUGUUGAGAGGAAUAAGGGGAACUAAGAGCUUGAUCAGAAAUAUUCUGUGGCCCUGAAUCUGUACUGAAACUGUGCUCACUCAAUGGGUUUGUCAUUGGGGUUGGCAGCAGUGGUCAUUUUGAGGAUCUGCUGCUGAUCUGUGGAUGCCAUAAGGCAGUGCUGUUUGCUGGCAGUCCGAGAGCUGGGUGUUGGUCGCAGACCUUCAUGUUUGGUUGUUUGUUCUUGACGGAUUUGAGGUUCAGAUUCGAUCUUAUUGCACGAAGGCGUUGUUGCCCUUUUCAUCCCCUGCCCCGUUACUCUUUACUUUCAAGUCAUGGAGAGGCAGAUGAGCAGCUCACGUGGCAAGCUGCAGUCCCAGCUUUGGGUUAUGCUGUGGCUCGUUGCCCCCAGGACCAGCUGUUCCAUCUCACAGGCUGUCAGAUAACACCCUGCCUUCUCAUGAAAUCUGCUGACCAGCUUGUUUUCUCCAUUAUUACAUUUCACAUCAUCGGAAUGCCAGCAUCACCUGGGGCUUGCUGCUGAACUUCCUUGUUAUCUCGGGUCUGUAGGAUCCCAGAACCCCGCGAGACGGCACAGAGCCGACAGCUCACCUCCACCGCCCUGGAAAUACCUCUUCCUGGAGCUCCCCGUUGCUGUAGGUGAAAUGAAUGCCAGUUUGGCCAGCACAACACAUCUCCCAAUUCCAUUUGAGUUGUGUCACUGCGGGGGAGCGAUGCUAAAACUGUCACUUGGCUUUCCAUGCUGGCAUUACUGGGGGGCACUCGGAGGCUACCGGGGGUUCGGCUCUUAUCUGCGAGCUCCAGCUCAUCUCUGAGCUGAAUGCUUGGUGGGUACACGCGUGUUGGCUUUCCAAAAGAUGCGUGUUUGACAUCUUUAUUUUUUUGACAGCACAAGAAUCUGAUUAUUUCUCCACCUCUCUUCAGCCUGCUGUUCUAUUCUGCCCAGAUCUGUGGUUCCAUCGUCCGAGGUGCUGUGCUGGUGAUGGGUUUGGCCAUCGCUUUCUUCCUUCUCGAGUAGUAAAAAUCGGGUGAAUGUAAAUGAGAUUUGAAUGAAUUAUGCUAGUUAUGCAUUCAUCCUAAUUCAAAUCCUAUCUUAAUUAGCCCGGGGGCCUAAUUUGACUUUCACGCAGCAUGAAACCACUUUGGAUUAUCACUGGAAUUGCCAUGCAUUUAUUCUGGACUUUUUUUUCCCAUCAGCACGCAUCUUUUUACACUGCUUAAAAACAAAGCAAAACUAAUAUAUCAUUAAUAAAUUAAUCAGAUUUAAUUAGGGCGGCACAGGAGGGUAUAUUUUAAGGGGAAAAAUGCUGUAAAUCCAUUCCCUGUACCGAGUGCUUCUGCGCCGAGCGUGGGGAUGAGCUCAUGACACAGACACAGAGUGAAGCUCUCUCUCGGAUGCAUUUCUGCCAUAUCUUUAAACGAGCUGGAAUUGCUGACGUUCUGCCUUUUUCAGAUGUGUGUCAGCGUCCAUCGGCUUCUCCUUCAAACGGUGGAAGAUUAUUGAGUUAAAUAUUGCCGGGCCGGCAGAUCUGGGAGGCACUCAGUGGACGUGGGGUGAAGGUUGCUGCCGUGUGUUUGGUCCUGCAGCACAUCUGCGAAGGCAGAGCUGCUCUCUAGCUCAGAAACUGAAGGAUACAACCAUGUGAAAUUCAGAACUCUGCGUAUGACUUCCUUCUUUCCUUCUAAUUAGAUUGAGAUGGACGUUUCCAGCGGGACAGCGGGUUAAUGAGAGGUCGUUCCAUUGAGCCCAAAGGUUUCCUUACAGACAGAAGGUGCUGCUGGUGUGUUUUCCCAUAUUUGUAUCCGCAGCUUUCCUCUGGACUGGCGCUAAAUAUAGAAUAAGUGACGUUUUCUUGCCAGGGAGAAGCAGAGCUGCUCAGCAGCUUCAAAUCUGAGCAUUGAGAGCCUCCUAAUCAACGCACGCCGUUAACGCACAGCUGAUAAGCCUUGCGCUGUGAAGGCUGUGGUUAAUCUGAGUGUCAAGUCUGCGCUGUCAGCAUCUGUAGGUGAGCUGUGAUCUCUCAUUUGUGUAAUCGCUGGCACUCAGAACGGGAAACGAUCUCCGUCCUGAAGUGAGUUCAGGGAGCGGUUCACAGCUCUGCCUCUUUUCCUGCUCCGUUUCUCCCCACGUUCCCCACAGAAACAAAUGGAGCUCUGAUCUCUUUCAGGCAUCCUCCCCUUUCUUCAGAUGGACUCGAGGCUGACGCGUUCGCUCUCUGACGUCCUGCCACUUCUGAAGGAUGCACACACCGGCACGGCGUGCCGUCUUGCUAACGAGGAGAGGACUUACCAAAAGCCUGCAAAGGAGACGUAGGUCUUCAGACAAGUCCUGGCAGCUGGAGCUUCCCGAUAGCAGGUAAAAUAAUUUGACCACCAUGAGUUGGAGCUUUCUGACCCGUCUCUUAGAGGAGAUCCACAACCACUCCACCUUCGUUGGCAAAAUCUGGCUGUCGGUGCUGAUCGUGUUUCGGAUCGUCCUGACCGCCGUGGGAGGCGAAUCCAUUUAUUAUGAUGAGCAAAGCAAGUUUGUGUGCAACACGGAGCAGCCCGGCUGCGAGAACGUCUGUUACGACGCUUUUGCUCCUCUUUCUCACGUGAGGUUUUGGGUGUUCCAGAUCAUCCUCGUCGCCACUCCAUCCGUCAUGUAUUUGGGCUAUGCCAUCCACAAGAUCGCCCGCAUGGUGGAGCACAGUGAUGUUGACAGAAGGUUCAGAAGCAAAAGCUUUUCGACGCGCUGGAAACAGCACCGAGGCUUGGAGGAGGCCGAGGACGACCACGAGGAGGACCCGAUGAUGUACCCAGAAAUAGAGCUGGAAAGCGAACGGGAGAACAAGGAGCAGCAGCCCCCCGCCAAAGCCAAGCACGACGGGCGGCGGCGGAUCCGCGAGGACGGGCUGAUGAGGAUCUACGUGCUGCAGCUGCUGGUGAGGGCGACGUUUGAGGUCGGCUUUCUGGUCGGUCAGUACCUCCUGUAUGGCUUUGAGGUCAGCCCCGUGUUCGUGUGCAGCCGGAAGCCCUGCCCCCAUAAGAUAGAUUGCUUCAUUUCAAGGCCGACCGAAAAGACCAUCUUCCUGCUCAUAAUGUACGGGGUGAGCUGCAUGUGUUUGCUGUUGAACGUGUGGGAGAUGCUGCACUUGGGGUUUGGCACCAUCCGGGACACGUUGAACAGCAAGAGGAAAGAGCUGGAGGACUCUGGGACCUACAACUACCCCUUCACCUGGAACACACCUUCUGCUCCCCCCGGCUACAACAUCGCCGUCAAACCCGACCAAAUGCAGUACACCGAGCUGUCCAACGCCAAGAUGGCCUACAGGCAGAACAAAGCCAACAUCGCCCAGGAGCAGCAGUACGGCAGCAACGAGGAGAACAUCCCCGCCGACCUGGAAAACCUGCAGAGGGAAAUCAAAGUGGCUCAGGAACGCCUGGACAUGGCCAUCCAGGCGUACAACAACCAAAACAACCCCAGCAGCAGCUCCAGAGAGAAGAAGUCCAAAGCAGGCUCCAACAAAAGCAGCGCCAGCAGCAAAUCGGGGGACGGGAAGAACUCUGUCUGGAUUUGACCUUGGCUGAGUUUAUAUGUUGUCUUUUUCUCACAACCAGCAGCCCGUUGAGUAAUGGCUUCCAUUAAGUAAAUAUUUGGUUCUGCUUAUUUUCAGGGAUGCUGUUGGCUAGCGAUUCCAGCUCUAAGAAAGUGUUUAUAUGCGCACUGUAGGACUGUACAACUUUAUUCUUCUGCCUUCCAAGCCAGGAGACAAAUAGGUAUAUUUAAAUCAUUCUCAUUGAAGGGUUUACGCUGUAUGUACAGUAUUAUCGUACAUUUAUUAUGCACAAUUUUUGUAUUUGUACACUGGAUCUCCGAAGUUACCCUUUUUUAUACGAAAGGAGAAAACUGUAGGUAGCUGUCAGCAUUUUGCUCCUUUUAUUACUGUGGUUCGUCGUCGUUUUCUGUUUGUUUUCAGUGUCAGAACUUUCAAUGCUGCAUUUGAGAAGUGCCUUGAACACACAGCACCAGGGAGCCAGAUCUGCUCCCUUAGAGCAGGGGGGGGGGUCGGAAACGUCUGCUGAUGGUGCUCUUGACUGUACCUUCUAUAAAAAUGAUGUGCUACCUACAAA
Molecule: messenger RNA, 5540 nt
Organism: Centrocercus urophasianus (Greater sage-grouse)
Lineage: Eukaryota; Metazoa; Chordata; Aves; Galliformes; Phasianidae
Gene: GJC1
Product: gap junction protein gamma 1
Exons: 3
Coding region: 3803-4987 (394 amino acids)
Biological process (GO): cell communication
Cellular component (GO): connexin complex
Source: RefSeq, a predicted model, not a curated record